AUGACCGACAACCCUAACCCUGGAAAUUUUGCCAAUCGACCCCACGAAGAGGUCGAGAAUAUUGCUCGGAAAGGUGGACAGUCCAGCCAUCACAGUGGAUUCUAUUCAAUGGAUCGUGAGAAACAGAGGAACAUUGCCUCGAAGGGUGGUCACGCUUCAAGUGGCAAGUUCCAGCCUGGAGAGGAGAGAGCUAGGGAAGCAGGCCGAAGAGGAGGUCAUGCAGCCCGCCAGCAUCCGGAGAAUCCAGAGGAAUAG
Penicillium griseofulvum is the source of this 255-nucleotide messenger RNA. Its product is annotated as con-10 family general stress protein. NCBI's taxonomy places the organism in Eukaryota, Fungi, Ascomycota, Eurotiomycetes, Eurotiales, Aspergillaceae. Bases 1 to 255 code for a protein of 84 amino acids. The record is from RefSeq and is a predicted model, not a curated record. The transcript has 2 exons.